AAAUAAUUGUGGCGGGUAUAAUUCCAAAAGCAAAUAGCAUGGCCAUGGCCACAGCCACAUCCACAUCCAUUUCUACACAGUUCCGCAGGACCUCUCUCUUUCACUCCUCAUUAUCCACCCGGAAAUCCCACUUUUUUCACCUCAAGGCUUCAUCUUUACAGAUGCAGGGAAGCGAGAUUACAGAGGAAGAACAAGUAGGUGCUCCUCAAAAGAAGAAAAUCUUUGUGGCAGGUGCCACGGGAAGUACUGGGAAGAGGAUUGUGGAGCAGCUGUUGGCUAAGGGCUUUUCAGUUAAGGCCGGGGUUCACGAUAUCGAUAAAGCUAAAACAACCUUACCUGGAGACAACCCUAAUCUUCAAAUUGUGAGUGUUUAGGUUAAUUUAUUGCUUCAAUUGGGUUUCCGUUGAUUUGGUAAUUAGAGGUGCUUCUAUUGGAUAUUAUGAAAAUGAUUUGCAACAAGCUCAUGAUACUGUAAAAUGUCGUAUGAGGCUAUAAAAGCUGUUUAAAAAGUAAUUUAAAUUAUUAAGCUUGUUCAGAACACUCCUAUGAGAACGGAGGUGGGAAAAAUUGUUCACGAGUGAGACUUUUGAUGGGAAUAAAUGAAUAUGGUGUGCAUGUGAGGGAUUUUUGAGAAUAUAAUUCAAACAAAUGAGUUUGUUUGCUCUUUGGAAGCUUAAGCUGUUAGAAGAAUAGAUUCAACAAAAACUUGUACUCGAAUCUAUGCGAAAAUGGGAGAUAAGGUUUGUGAUGAUUAUUUUACCCAAUUUUCACUAUCAAAGUUAGUGCGACUUAAAAACUAUACUUCCUCGGACAACACAAAUAUUCUCUGUUUAACCAUGUAAUGGCGACCAAAGUCCCUUAAGUUAAACACGGUUAACAUUGAUUUCGAGUAAACUUUAUGGAUAAGAUCAUAAGUCUGAUUGUGUUUGACUCUUUUUGAGAUCAUAAGUCUGAUUAUGUUAAAAUUUUGGGUUUGCUAGCCCUGGACGUUUAGAAUAAUCCAAAAAUUUUAAGCACUCUAAAAAAUGUAAUAAUCAUUUGCACUUUUUGGUUUAAUUUUUAGCAUCACUCUAUAAUUACUUUCAUCUUUGGUUUUAGCGUACUUUUAACAGAAUACAGACUUUAAAUAGGACUUUCUUAUUCUAUUCACGCGACAUGAAAUUACACAUUGCUAAGCCUAAAUAAGAGAGGAAAUACACAAUUUCGGACUUUCAGAA
Messenger RNA from Olea europaea var. sylvestris, 1217 nucleotides. RefSeq lists its product as uncharacterized. The record is from RefSeq and is a predicted model, not a curated record. Bases 39 to 374 code for a protein of 111 amino acids. Lineage: Eukaryota; Viridiplantae; Streptophyta; Magnoliopsida; Lamiales; Oleaceae. The transcript has 2 exons.